This is a messenger RNA of Pimephales promelas (fathead minnow), 3046 nucleotides long. Lineage: Eukaryota; Metazoa; Chordata; Actinopteri; Cypriniformes; Leuciscidae. The record is from RefSeq and is a predicted model, not a curated record.
CCGCCAUUUUGGGGAAAGCAGGAAGUUGUCUUGUUGAGGGAGAAACCUCAUGACAAACUGAGCGUCUUAAUUAUCCACAGAUAUAAACAUCAAUAUCUCUUUUUCUUUGAAUGAUUGUUCGGUGUAUGUGUUGCUUGUUUAUAGGCGGAUUUGACCGUUUGUUUUGCAGUUGUGUUGAGUGGUAAACUUCACACGCGCGUAGCAGAGGUCGCGACGAUAACCGGAGUGCUAAAUAAAACCAGCAGGUCAGAAUGGCGGAUGACUUCGAUGUUGAGGCCAUGCUGGAAGCUCCUUAUAAGAAGACUUGCCUAAUGAUAUCUCACCUCUACUCCCCUGAAUACAUCUUUGAUUCCAGUGUGAACUGUGAAAAAAAGACAAGCUGUGAGACAGAGAUGGCAUCGAGCUCUCACAGUCCAACUGCGCUAACUGGGGAAGAUCACAUGGACUGACAGCCUCGACUCUGGAAUGCCCUUUAGCAUCUUUAUAGCAUAACAACAGCAAGACUUAGGCUUAAAAGUGCAGGGUACCCAUACUGCGGCCCUGACAUGUCAAAACUUUGAACUCAAACUGAUCAUUUUCAAAAGUUGAAGACUAUCCCCGCUAACAUCUUUUUUUAAGAACAGACCAUUUGAUCAUAAUCAGUUUGCUCACGCUUUUCUCCAAAGUGAUAAAAUGAGGAAAAUCAAGCAAUUUAUCAUGAAAGAGCCAACAUUAGUAGCAUUUCUGUCUUCUCUCUUAUCCCCCUCCCCUCUUCACUUCCAAUGUUUCCUCUCCAUUCUCAUGUUGUUCUUUUAUCAAUCCUGUUCAGGGUGAAAGCAAGUCCUCGAGCGCCAAUGGUCAUAAUGAGGAACGUAGCAAAAAUAGGAAAAGACGCAGCAACAGUCGUAGUCCGAGUCCAGGCCAGCAGAGGAGUAGAAGCGGGGGGCGCAAGAAGAGCCGAGAACGACGCAAGAGCCGCAGCCGCGAGCGAAGACGUUCACGGAGCAAAGAGCGCAAACGUUCGCGAUCCCGCAGCAAGGAACGUGGUGGCCGUUUCCGUGGACGCAAAAGCCCCUUUAUGGGGCCGAAAUUAAAUGGUGGUCCCGGAGGGAAGACCGGCCCACAACAUUUCACCAAACACAGUCGCAGGAGCCCGUUUAAGAAGGACCGAAGCCCAUUUAAGAAGGACAGAAGCCCGUUUAAGAAGGACAGAAGCCCUUUUAAGAAGGACAAAAGCCCCGUCAGGCAACCAAUAGAUAAUCUGAGCCCAGAGGAGAGAGACGCCCGUACAGUGUUCUGCAUGCAGCUCGCUGCCAGAAUUAGACCCAGAGAUCUGGAAGAAUUCUUCUCUGCAGUGGGAAAAGUCCGUGACGUAAGGAUGAUCUCGGAUAGAAACUCUCGGAGGUCAAAGGGUAUUGCCUAUAUUGAGUUUGUGGAGGCCACAUCAGUACCGCUGGCAAUCGGCCUGACGGGCCAGAGAGUUCUGGGAGUGCCUAUCAUAGUCCAGGCUUCGCAGGCUGAGAAGAACAGGGCCGCAGCCAUGGCCAGCAUGCUCCAGAGAGGUGGUGCAGGGCCCAUGCGGCUGUACGUGGGCUCCCUGCACUUCAAUAUUACUGAGGAUAUGCUGAGGGGCAUCUUUGAGCCAUUCGGAAAGAUUGAAGGCAUCCAGCUAAUGAUGGACAGUGAGACAGGCAGAUCGAAAGGAUACGGCUUCAUAUCAUUUGCAGAUGCAGAAUGUGCAAAAAAAGCCCUGGAGCAGCUAAAUGGUUUUGAGCUUGCGGGGCGGCCAAUGAAGGUGGGUCAUGUUACAGAGCGUUCGGAUGCGUCCUCAGCCAGCUCUUUCUUGGACAAUGAUGAACUGGAGAGAACUGGCAUUGACUUGGGCACGACGGGUCGUCUUCAGCUGAUGGCAAGACUCGCAGAAGGCACAGGACUGCAGAUUCCUGCCGCUGCCAAGCAUGCCUUACAGAUGAGUGGCUCUGUGACAUUUGGAAAUCUGGCAAAUGCCUCAUCCGCACCUCCUCUUCUUCCCAAUCAUGGGAUGAACCAAGCUAUGAACCUUCCAACCCAGCCUCUGGCCACACAUUGUUUACAGCUCUCCAACAUGUUCAGUCCACAGAUGGAAAACGAACCUGGCUGGGACAUGGAGAUACAGGAUGAUGUCAUCGAAGAGUGCAAAAAACAUGGAGGAGUUGUUCACAUAUACGUCGACAAGAACUCUGCUGAAGGAAAUGUUUAUGUAAAAUGUCCAACCAUCCCAGUCGCAAUGUCUGUUGUCAGCGCUCUGCACGGCCGGUGGUUUGCUGGUAAAAUGAUCACAGCUGCCUAUGUGCCCCUCCCUACAUACCAUAACCUGUUUCCAGACGCUGCCACAGCCACAGAGCUCCUGAGGCCCAUGAACCGGUGAUCCAGCCCGCCGCUUCUGAUCGGACCCCCUCCACCUACUGACCCUGCUUCAUCUGGAACCUGUGCAUCUGUACCCCUUCCCAAAUGAACUGCUUGUGGGCCUGAGACAGUCCUGUCAUUGAGGGCCGCUUAAUGUAUGAAGUUAGAUUUCACAGUUGGACUGCAUUUUCAGUCUUGUAAUUGCAAAAGCAAACUUCAGACCAGCUCUCAGCUUUAUGUACAGUGGUAUAUUGAUAAGUGAAAACCUGUAACACCGUCACCCUCUCUAGAUGAGUUCUUGACUCUUGGAAACCAGUUUUGAAGAUUGUGGGAUUUUUUUAAAAGGUAUUUUACCUUCGUUGUUUGUUUUUGUAAGGAUAGAAAGGAGGUUUCUUCUGCUGUUUGGUCGUCAAGUCAAGAAAGUUUUCAUUGAUCUUCCUCUUUUCAAGACGGACAUUGUGUUGUGAACUAUUAGUACAUUUUUUUUUUUCAUUGUUUCACUUUUAAACAAAAAAAUACUACCAAAAAAAUUGGAAUUGUUUUUGUUUCUUCUUUCUGGAGAGUCUAUUCAAGCUGUUUAGCUUUCUAAAACAACGUUGAAUUUAUAACUUUUCAUAAUCAAGAAUUGAUUUUUCUAAAAAUCUUCUACGAUUAAAUGACUUUCACAACACUGUGUAAAAAA